Molecule: messenger RNA, 525 nt
Organism: Striga hermonthica
Lineage: Eukaryota; Viridiplantae; Streptophyta; Magnoliopsida; Lamiales; Orobanchaceae
Source: the annotation of a GenBank genome assembly
AUGGCCCUUUCGACGCCGCGGCACCGUGAUGCGGAAGUAUCUUCAUCACACCGCCUUCACGCUCUCGACGAGGCCGUAGAGACACACAUUGGCGAAAUCAGUUGGAAGCAAGUCUUCCAAUUGGCCUUAAUUUCUUUGACGUGCAACAAAACUUUAUCACCAUCUUCAAUGACGCCACCCAAGAUGGAGUUGCAACUCUCAAUCCCCCGCUGCGUGCGCCGACAUGUGUUGGAUGUCGGAGGGCUCGUGGUCUUGGGAUUCCCAUGUGCACUCGUCCACGGGGUCCCAAUAGGCCCUCCAGUGCGCGAGAUCGAUUGUUCGUGGCCUGCCCGCCUCGUCCUUCUUCCUUGGCUGCCUGAUCGGCGGUCAGCCCUCUUCAUGCUGACCGACUCCAGCCUUAGUUGGACAAACAUGCUGACUCUAUCGUACCUUAUCGUGUCGGUUUUUCGGUGCCUAACCGUGUUUUUCGAGAACGUGUGGAUGUACGUCGGGCUCCGAUUCGUGAACAGCCUCGGCAAGCUGUGA